AAACCAAGGGUUUUAUAUGAUUGAAGAACUUGAUAUUCCUUUUGAAGAAGAAAUUUUACGCAAUCCUUAUACAUUAAAAUCAUGGCUUCGAUACAUCGACCAUAAAUCUGAACAACAAUUGUCACAACAAAUUUUUGUUUAUGAGCGUGCUCUCAAAGAGUUACCUGGUUCUUACAAAUUAUGGAAACAAUACUUAGAUCUUCGAAGAGAACACGUUCAAGAGUUAAAUCCUGUUAGAUUUGAAAAAGAAUAUUUGAAAGUUAACAAUUGUUUUGAAAGAGCAUUGGUCUUGUUACAUAAAAUGCCUCGAAUUUGGUUAGAUUAUUGUAGCUUUAUGAUGAAUCAAUGUAGAGUUACAAAAACACGUAGAAUCUUUGAUCGAGCAUUAAAAGCAUUACCAAUUACACAACAUCCAAGAAUUUGGGAGCUAUAUUUAAAAUUUGCCAGGUCGGUGGGAGGUGAAACAGCAAUUCGAUUAUAUCGAAGGUAUCUUAAGUUGGAACCAGACCGUGUUGAAGAAUAUAUCGAGUUGUUAUUAUCACUCAAUCGAUACGAUGAGGCUGCUAAACGACUUGCUCAGACUGUCAAUAACGAUCGGUUCCAAUCAAUGUUCGGCAAAUCCAACUAUCAACUGUGGAUGGAACUUUGCGAUUUGAUCUGUGAACAUCCACAUGAAAUUAAAAGUUUAAAAGUUGAACCUAUUAUAAGAAGUGGAAUCCGUAGAUUUACCGAUCAAGUCGGAAGAUUAUGGAAUUCCUUAGCAAAUUAUUGGAUCAAAUUGGGACAUUUUGAAAAGGCAAGAGAUGUAUUUGAAGAGGGUAUUAGCACUGUAAUGACUGUCAGAGAUUUUACACAGAUAUUUGAUACUUAUGCGAAGGCUGAAGAGACCGUCAUUGAAAGAAAAAUGGAAGAAGCAGCGGAGAGGGCGGAAGAAGGAAUAGAUGAUCCAAAAGCAGAUUCAGAAUUAGAUCUAAGGUUGAUGCGAUUUGAACAAUUAAUGGAUCGUAGACCUUUUUUGGUGAAUGACGUUUUGUUGAGACAGAACCCAAAUAAUGUCCAUGAAUGGGAAAAAAGGGUGGCAUUAUGGAAGGACAACCACACUAAGGUUGUUGAAACAUAUACGAAAGCAAUGAGAACUAUUGACCCGAAAAAAGCAACUGGCAAAUUUCAUGUGUUAUGGACGAACUUUGCCAAAUUCUAUGAACAGGGUGGUGACAUUGAGAAUGCCCGAACAAUCUUUGAAAAAGCUACACAUGUUGACUUUAAAAACGUUAAUGACUUGGCUGCGUUAUGGUGUGAAUAUGCAGAGAUGGAGCUACGACUUGAGAAUUACAACAGAGCCUUAGAUGUUAUGGGUCGUGCUACAGUUCCUCCUCGCAAUCCAAAUGUGGAUUUCCGUGAUGAGAGUUUACCGGUUCAACUACGCGUUUUUAAAUCAAUAAAGUUGUGGUCAUUUUACGUUGAUCUUGAAGAAAGUAUUGGCACGAUAGAAUCUACUAGAGCAGUAUAUGAUCGAAUAUUAGAAUUGAAGAUCGCUAAUCCUCAAAUAAUCAUUAAUUAUGCGAAUUUUCUAGAAGAGAAUAAAUAUUAUGAAGAAAGUUUUAAGGUAUAUGAACGAGGCGUAGAACUUUUCAAUUAUCCAAUUUCAUUCGAGAUUUGGAAUGUAUAUUUGACAAAGUUUAUUAAUAGAUAUGGAGGUCUCAAGUUAGAACGUGCUAGAGAUCUGUUUGAACAAGCUCUUGAAAAGUGUCCUCCUAAAUAUGCUAAGCCCUUAUAUCUUAUGUAUGGUAAAUUAGAAGAGGACUAUGGUUUAGCACGACACGCGAUGCGUAUUUAUGAUCGCGCAACCAGAUCAGUAUCUGAUGAAGAUCGAUUCGAGAUGUUUAAUUUUUAUAUCGCCAAAGCGAGUGCUAACUUUGGUGUAACUUAUACCCGUGAAAUUUAUGAACGGGCAAUCGAAGUUUUACCUGAUAAAGAAGCUAAAGAUAUGUCUUUGAAAUAUGCUGAAUUGGAACGUAAACUAGGGGAAAUUGAUAGAGCAAGAGCGUUAUAUGCUCACGCAUCUCAAUUUUGUGAUCCAAGGACGGUACCAUCUUUCUGGCAAACGUGGCAUGACUUUGAAGUCAAGCACGGUAACGAAGAUACAUUUAAAGAAAUGCUUCGAAUCAAGCGAAGUGUACAAGCUCAAUAUAAUACAGAGGUUAAUUUUAUAUCCGCCCAAAUACUUGCUACUAGACAAGCUCAACAGAGUGGUCAAGAGAGUGGUCAAGUGCAAGGAGUACCUUCAAAUGGAUCAUCAGUUUCUGAAAUUUCAGUACCGGGGACUUCUAAUGCAAUGCAAAUUGCAGAACAAGAAGCCAUGCAAACUAAAGCAAACUUAACUUCUGUUUCUAAAUCAAUGACAUUUGUCCCUUCUUCUACGCAAGUAAAUAAGGAAAAUGUAUCCUCUAAUCCAUCGAAUCCCGACGAAAUAACUAUGGACAUGGAUGAUGAUCUGUAAAAAUUAUUAAUUUUUAAUCACAUCUUAUUAUUACAUGAAUAAAUGAAGUGAUUUAUUAUCUUGUAAUGCUCUGCAAAAUCAGCUAUUUAACUUUAAAAAAGUAUAAAUUGCGUCAUGUCAUCAUAAAAAUGAACGAAAUAAUAUUAAUUUUUGG
Messenger RNA from Rhizophagus irregularis DAOM 181602=DAOM 197198, 2654 nucleotides. Its product is annotated as Pre-mRNA-splicing factor SYF1. Gene Ontology annotation, biological process: generation of catalytic spliceosome for first transesterification step; mRNA splicing, via spliceosome. Gene Ontology annotation, cellular component: post-mRNA release spliceosomal complex; U2-type catalytic step 2 spliceosome; Prp19 complex. NCBI's taxonomy places the organism in Eukaryota, Fungi, Glomeromycota, Glomeromycetes, Glomerales, Glomeraceae. The record is from RefSeq and is a predicted model, not a curated record. Gene Ontology annotation, molecular function: protein binding.